AUGGAAGACACAGAUCUGGUGGUCGAGCCAUCAUUGAAAGAGGUGGUUCUCGAAGAUUCCCUCAAGUGGAUAUUUGUUGGAGGUAAAGGUGGAGUUGGAAAAACUACAACAUCCUCAUCUAUUUCGAUCCAGAUGGCACUAAACCACCCGGACAAGAAUUAUCUUCUCAUCUCAACAGAUCCUGCACACAAUCUUUCCGAUGCAUUUGACCAAAAGUUCGGAAAAGAUGCCAGAGUUGUUGAAGGUUUGCCAAACUUGUCAUGUAUGGAAAUCGACCCAUCAGGAACUCUGGAGGAGUUUGCCACCAACAACAAGCUGGGAAUCAACCCUCAGGACCCUCUAACAAACGUGAUGACUGAGGUUACGGGUUCGAUUCCCGGAAUCGACGAGGCUUUUUCGUUUAUGGAGGUUUUGAAGCACAUCAAGAAGCAGAAGCAUCCAGAUGAGAGCAAGGUGCAAUUUGAGACCAUCAUCUUUGAUACAGCACCAACAGGACACACGCUUCGUUUUUUGCAGCUUCCACACACCCUAGAGACGUUACUGGACAAGUUUAAUGACAUUAGUGGCAGAUUAGGACCACUAAUGGGCAUGCUUGGAGGCGAACAAAAGCAGGAGUUGUUCGGAAAGCUUGCACAGAUAAAGGAGGAGGUUUCGGAGGUCAACAAGCAGUUCCAGAAUCCAGAUCUCACCACCUUUGUUUGUGUUUGCAUAUCUGAGUUCCUAUCCCUAUACGAGACCGAGAGGUUGAUCCAGGACUUGAUGAAGUAUCACAUGGAUGUCAACACUAUAGUGGUGAACCAGCUUCUUUUCGCUGAUGAUGAUCAGUGCAAGAGAUGCAAAUCUCGUUGGAAAAUGCAGAAGAAGUACCUUGACCAGAUGGAUGAGCUUUAUGAGGACUACCACUUGGUGAAGAUGCCUUUGUGCGGCAAUGAAAUCCGUGGCUUGAGCAACUUGAAGAAGUUCUCCAAGUUUUUGUUGAAGCCAUACGAUCCAAAGGCUGACAGUGAUAUUAUAUUUUCUAUAGAUGCCAAAUGA
This is a messenger RNA of Brettanomyces bruxellensis, 1035 nucleotides long. RefSeq names its product Golgi to ER traffic- protein (gene GET3). NCBI's taxonomy places the organism in Eukaryota, Fungi, Ascomycota, Pichiomycetes, Pichiales, Pichiaceae. Bases 1 to 1035 code for a protein of 344 amino acids. Gene Ontology annotation, cellular component: GET complex. Gene Ontology annotation, biological process: post-translational protein targeting to endoplasmic reticulum membrane. The record is from RefSeq and is a predicted model, not a curated record. Gene Ontology annotation, molecular function: ATP hydrolysis activity; ATP binding. The transcript has a single exon.